UUCUGAUGCACUCGAAUAUGCUUUUAAGCUCAAUAAUGAAGUUCUUGGACUUAUUUUACCUGUAACAAUUUUAACAGAAUAUUAUUGGGUCGAACAUGUUAAGAAUACUAUCGCGUUUUUAAUGGAUGCUGAUAAUAAUAAGCGAUGCGAAUUCCAUGCUGAAAUUAAUGAAGGCGAAAUGGAAAAAGAUUAUGAAUACAAAAUAUUGGAAUACGAAAUUAAUCCUUUUUCAGGUCUGCCAUAUAAACAAUAUAAGUCAAGAAUUUUACAAAUCACCCAAAGAAUUAAUAGGGAUCUCGUUCCAUCAACGAACAUAUCUGCAGAUGACAUAACUCAUAAACAAAAACAAUUAUUCAGCGUCUAA
Dentiscutata erythropus is the source of this 364-nucleotide messenger RNA. Lineage: Eukaryota; Fungi; Glomeromycota; Glomeromycetes; Diversisporales; Gigasporaceae. The record is from the annotation of a GenBank genome assembly.